Molecule: messenger RNA, 1723 nt
Organism: Mus musculus (house mouse)
Lineage: Eukaryota; Metazoa; Chordata; Mammalia; Rodentia; Muridae
Gene: Scn1b
Product: sodium channel, voltage-gated, type I, beta
Exons: 6
Coding region: 548-1105 (185 amino acids)
Biological process (GO): sodium ion transmembrane transport; membrane depolarization during action potential; membrane depolarization
Cellular component (GO): axon; voltage-gated sodium channel complex; plasma membrane
Molecular function (GO): sodium channel regulator activity
Source: RefSeq, marked validated
AGUCGCCGCCGGGGCCCAUCGCCUGUCGCCGCGCUCUGCGCACCCACCGCCUUGCGCGGCCAUGGGGACGCUGCUGGCUCUCGUGGUGGGCGCGGCGCUGGGUGAGUGUUGCUGGGGGACACGCGCCGUCGGCGCUCGGGACGCCCCCCGCCCAAGUGGCCGGAGCCGCGCCAAGUCCCGGCCUGGGAAGUUGUGCGGGGUGCGAGGUCGUUGGGGUCGCGGGACCCUGGACGGCACAGAAGGAUCGUGGAGAUGCAAGGGUUUCUCGGGGGGGUGUGGAGGGACACUUGGUACAGAGGUGCCGCCGCGGGCGCCGGGCCGGGGGCGAGGAGACGCGGAGUCAGCUGCUUGCAGAGCCCCGCAGGCUGCAAUGUGACACCCACAGCCGCGUGAGGGGUGGGGGAAGGCAGCGCCUGGGACUGGGGCCCGAAACGAACCGGGAGGCAUGGAUACCGAGUGAGGACUCCGGGCAUGCCCUGGACGUGGAGUAUCCUCAGCCUGGGGGGGCUGCGUGGAGGUGGAUUCCGAUACCGAGGCUGUGUAUGGGAUGACCUUCAAAAUCCUGUGCAUCUCCUGUAAGCGUCGUAGUGAGACCACCGCCGAAACCUUCACGGAGUGGACCUUCCGCCAGAAGGGGACAGAGGAAUUUGUCAAGAUCCUACGCUAUGAGAAUGAGGUGCUGCAGCUGGAGGAAGAUGAGCGCUUUGAGGGCCGAGUGGUGUGGAACGGUAGUCGGGGCACCAAGGACCUGCAGGACCUGUCCAUCUUCAUCACCAACGUCACCUACAACCACUCUGGCGACUACGAAUGUCACGUCUACCGUCUCCUCUUCUUUGAUAAUUAUGAGCACAACACCAGCGUCGUCAAGAAGAUCCACCUGGAGGUGGUGGACAAGGCCAACAGAGAUAUGGCAUCCAUCGUGUCAGAGAUCAUGAUGUACGUGCUCAUUGUGGUGUUGACCAUAUGGCUUGUGGCAGAGAUGGUGUACUGCUACAAGAAGAUUGCUGCUGCUACGGAGGCUGCUGCACAAGAGAACGCCUCAGAAUACCUGGCCAUUACAUCCGAGAGCAAAGAAAACUGUACAGGCGUCCAGGUGGCUGAAUAGCGCUGGCUCUGGGCUCCGCCUCAUGGAAGAGCCAGCCCCUACGGGUACCCUCCCGCCCUGCAGUGGGGAUCAGCCCCUGGUGGGUACCCUCCCCCGGCAGUGGGGAUCAGCCCUUCGGUCUCCCCAGCCUCACAGUUCUGCAGUGGAGCCACGAGGGUGGGAGCGGGCAGGGACUGAUCCCACCUCACCCACCGCCUCCCACCUACCCUCCCACCGCCAUGCAUGAUGGGUGAAGCAAUAUGGCCGCCCCACCCUGCUUUUGCUGCCUGUUUGGGGGAGGGGGCGGUGAGGCGAGGGGGCAGGCCCCGCCCCUUCUUUUUGCUGAUUUGCACAUAGGCCACUUCCCACACGCACUGCCAGGCCAGCCGGCCCCACCCCUGCUUGAUGGGGUCAAGAGGGGUCGGGACAGGGACAGUAGUGGGCAGGAGGUUCUGGGCCUCAUCUCCCCUCCGCUUCCUCCGGCUGGACCUGGGGUUCCCUUCCUGUGACACCUCCUAGCCCUGGCCCACCCGCCCUCUCUCACCAGCCUUCAAUUGUGGUCUCUUGGGAAGGGCCUCUUCGGCCUCCUCUCUUUACAGAAGUAGUUUUUGUUCAUGAAAUAAAGAUUCUUGGACUCGA